Molecule: messenger RNA, 757 nt
Organism: Dentiscutata heterogama
Lineage: Eukaryota; Fungi; Glomeromycota; Glomeromycetes; Diversisporales; Gigasporaceae
Source: the annotation of a GenBank genome assembly
AUGGUACCACAUUUGGAAAUUGAUUCUGUUAAAAAAUUAUAUGAUAUUAUCACUGCAUUAUUUUGUAAUGAGGAUUCCACAUUACAAAAAAAAGCAUAUAAGGCAUUAAAUAUAAUUGCCGAGAACGAUAAUAUAAAAAUUGUAAUAUCACAGAAUAUAGAUGAUUUACAAAAUAAAUUGAUAGAAUCUGCCAUGGUUUCUACUCUUGCUGCGAAAAAGAAUCGGUUGUUAGCAUUGACGAGCAUUAUUAAAUUAUUACCGAGAACAGAUCUUCAUAUGAUUCCAGAUGUUCUUUCUGAAGCCAUACUGAGUACAAAAGAGACCAAUGAAAAAGCUAGAAUUGCAGCAUAUGAAUUACUUAUUACGAUGGGAAAUAAGAUGAAAGAAGGCGGCACAAUAAUCAUGAGCAAAGUGGCCGAAGCUGAUCCAACAGCGCAAGAUGUAGAUGCUAGUAUUAAUGAAUUUGUGUUCAAAAUGGUCGUUGCGGGAUUAGCUGCAACUACCCCUCACAUGAUUAGCGCUACUAUUGCAUCAUUAUCGAGAUUACUUUUUGAAUUCAAGUUUGAUUUUGACCAAUCACUCCUCCAUCAACUCCUAGAUACCAUGGAUAACUUUGUGAAAUCUAAUAAUCGUGAAAUUGUUAAAUCAGCAUUAGGAUUUGUCAAAGUCAUAAUUGUUUCGCUUGACGUUGACUUUUUAGUUCCACAUUUACCACAAAUUAUAAUAGGGAUUCUUACAUGGUCUAAUGAGCAUAGAA